AUGAGCGUCCGGACGCCACCCGGACUCCUGGAACUGGCGGGGAAGAGCCUGCUAAGGGACGAGGCCCUGGUCAUCGCAUCUCUGGAGUAUCUGCCCACUGAGCUCUUCCCGCCGCUGUUCAUGGAGGCGUUCUGCGGGAGACACAGCGAGUCCCUGAAGGCCAUGGGGCUCGCCUGGCCCUUUGCCCGCCUCCCUCUGGGGGGCCUGAUGCAAAUGCCUCAGCACAAGGCCUUACAAGCUAUAUUGGAUGGGCUUGACAUCCUGCUCGCCCAGAAGGUUCGCCCCAGGAGGUGGAAACUGAAGGUGCUGGAUUUACGGAACACUGGUCAGAACUUCUGGAGCAUGUGGUCUGGAGCCAGGGCCCAGGAGCCCUCACUGAUGGGACCGGUGGCUGAGGCCAGGUCCAGGAUGAGGAAGCGCUUGGGCCCCUUGGAGGUAUUCAUAGACCUUAGCUUCAGUGAUAGGAUCCAGGAUCAGUUCUUCACCUACCUCAUCUGGUGGGCCAAGCAGAGAGAAGGGUCCCUCCACCUGUGCUGUAAGACCCUGAAGAUUUUUGCAGUGCCCAUCAAGAAGAUUAAGAAGGCCCUGGCUAUGGUGCAGCUGGACUGUAUCCAGGUGGUGGAAGUGAACUGCACCUGGAAUCUGUCCACCCUGGGGAUGUUUGCUCCUUACCUGGGUCAGAUGAGUAACGUGCACACGCUGUUUCUCUCCCACAUCCACAUGCAGGCCUCCGAAGAGGAGGAAAAGGAGAGGCAUGUCUCCCAAUUCACCUCUCAGUUCCUUAGGCUGCACCACCUCCGGAGGCUCUAUAUGGAAUCUCCCUCCUUCCUUGAAGGCCGGCUGGACCAGAUGCUCAGAAGUCUAAUUCAGCAAACAGUUGUGGAGAACAACUGUGUGACCAGCACUAUGCGUGACAUCAUGGAAGGCACAGAAAACAGGGAGUAUCUGAGCACCUACUAUGUGUCAGGCACUUUAUAUAGCUCUCAUUAA
Hipposideros armiger (great roundleaf bat) is the source of this 990-nucleotide messenger RNA. RefSeq names its product PRAME family member 20-like. The transcript has 3 exons. The record is from RefSeq and is a predicted model, not a curated record. Lineage: Eukaryota; Metazoa; Chordata; Mammalia; Chiroptera; Hipposideridae. Gene Ontology annotation, cellular component: cytoplasm. Bases 1 to 990 code for a protein of 329 amino acids.